GCAAAUAUGUGUUAGAAAGAGGAACUAUGACCAACUACAGACGAAAGAGCGGCUCUUAGGAUCGAGUAGAGAUUUGCGGACUUGGAGUUUAAAUCAUUAAAUCUUAUCAAUGUCAGAUUUUCGAGUGAUAAUCUUAGUGGAAAGUGCCUGUUGACAAACUGUCAGAGCAAAUGGAUAACUUCCUAUAGUCUUGAGAGGUCGAUGCGAGUGGAAGACACACUGAGCCUUGGGUUUAAAAAGCAUAAUACAGGCCUGGAUAUACUUCCUGGAAGACCCUUUACUGUACAGCAUUAUAAGCAAACCUUGCGACGCCUCCUCGUACUUGGGCAGGAUACGGAACACUGCUCGCUGAGAGAUGGGAGACUGGAAUGUGGGCUUGGAAACUCUGAGCGAGGUAGCGCUACAUAAACUCGCGGACAUGCUUAACAAUUCAAACUGUGGCUGGAGGAAGUUGGCAAAGGCAGUUACGGACCAACCCCAAUUCUGCUACAGUGAGAAGGAGCUGACAAGCUGCUCUCUCCAGGUGCUCAGUGCGAAAGGCAGCCCUGGCCGAUACUUGCUCACCUUGCUUACACACAGCCGGUGCUCCCUCACUUUCUUGCUUAAGUGCCUCAGGAAGAUUGAGCACCAUGAAGCUGUAAAUUUCCUCACCACAUGUGUGAUGGUGCCAAUAGAGAUAACGGGGCAUCCGCAGAGUGUGCAGGUGCCUGAGGGGGGCUGUGUAAUGCUGAGCUGUAGAGCAGUGGGCCCUCUGGGUCUCACCUACCAGUGGUUCAAGAGGGUAGAGGAGGUACCCGGUGGUAAUACACCAGAGCUGAUUCUGAAUUCGAUUGGCCCAGCCCAGGAAGGCCACUACAUCUGUCGUGUCAACGUCGGGGAGAAGUGGACCUUCAGCAAAUGGGCCCAUGUGCGCUUGCUCCAUUCUAGGGCAGACUCCGGUGUGAUAUUCCCUUCAUCAGCCAGUGGACUGUGGAUAACGAAGCAGCCCAGAUCACAGACACUGUCAGAGGGAGACAUCCUCCAUCUAGAAUGUUCUGCACAGGCCAACCCCCCACCCCGAUUUCAGUGGUACCACAAUAAACAACUACUUGUGAAGGCUACCGGAUGCUUUCUAAAGGUUCCUUGUGUAACCACAGCAGACCGAGGGCUUUACUCCUGCAGAGUGUACAAUCAGUAUCAUGAGAUAUGGAGUGACAAUGUCCAAGUAGAAAUAGGUCCUGGGUCUUGCACUGAUGCCUCUUGGAAGACAGUUGAGGAAGCCACAGAUAAGGUGGCGCUACUCAUUGGGAACAUGAACUACCUGCACCACCGGCAGCUGAAGGCUCCCAUGGCCGACGUGUACGAGCUGACCAACCUGCUUCGGCAGCUGGAUUUCAAGGUGGUCUCUCUGUUGGACCUCAACUGGCAUGAGAUGCACAGGGCUGUCUCUGAGUUUCUUCUGCUCCUGGGACGUGGUGUAUAUGGCCUUCUGUACUAUGCUGGUCAUGGCUAUGAGAACUAUGGCAACAGUUUCAUGGUGCCCAUUGACGCUCCGGCCUCGUACACAUCAGAGCACUGCCUCUGGGUGCAGGACGUCCUGCAACGCAUGCAAGAACGCCAGACUGGGCUCAAUGUCUUUCUGCUGGACAUGUGUCGCAAGAGAAAUCUGAAUGACAACAUAAUCCAGCAGCCUGGACCCCUAAAAGUGACAGCCAACAUUGUGUUUGGCUAUGCAACGUGUGUUGAUGCUGAGGCCUUUGAGGUGUACAAAGAUGACCUGUCCAAUGGGAUUUUCAUGAGCUUCCUGAAGAAGAGACUAAUGGAGCAGGAAAAGGUCACAGUCGUGCUGGAUAGAGUGGCUGAAGACAUGGGUAGGUGUGAGCUUACCCGUGGACGUCAGGCCCUGGAGCUGCGCAGUAAUCUUUCUGAGCGACGUGCACUGACAGACCCAAUUCAGGCCCCUGACUGCCCAGUUAUGGCAUCAACACGGAACUUACAAUGGGCUAUCGCACAUGUCCUACCAGAGAGUCGUGUCCUUCACUUCGACUGCGGUGUCAAAGUGCAGUUGGGUUUUGCUGCAGAGUUCUCCAACAUCAUGAUCAUCUACACCAGGAUAUUGAAGAAACCCAAAGGAAUCUGCUGCUCUGCUCAGCUCUCAGACAUCACUGAGGGCCCAGAGACAGACCUUAAACAUACUAAUCAGGAGAGUCUGAGAGAUGCAGGGAGCUUACUAUUGUCCAUGGAUGACUGGCUACCGCAAGAGCAGCCACGACUCUAUACUCGUCUCUCCGCUCUGCAAAGACUCAAGCGGGAUCUCUCCUUCACAGUUUGUCUGCACUACCAGUACAGUAGCCUUGAUGAAGAGGUUCAGGAAAGACAAACAGUGACUGUGGGCAAACCACUCGUCUCAAAACUUAAUCUCCACGAAAGACUGCUCCUCCACACUCCAUCCUCACCGUCAGCAUCCGCUGAGUUCCACAUGCACAGCAUGCCAGAGUCUUUUGCUGAGGAGAUGAUGGCCGAGUUGCCUUCUUUAGAAUCUUCCAUGACUGAAUCGACUGAGUCCUAUGAUAACACACAGGGUGUUUUUUCCUCCAGUUCUGGUGCCAAAAGAAAUGAACCUGAGGAGAACAUCAGCCCAGAGUUCCUCAUGCUAAAGGAGCCUAUAGUCUCCAAAAGUUUGUCCCAUGCUGACGCUGACAAACCUUUCAAAUUCAGUAACUUUCAUUCUUUCUAAUGUAUGUGGCUAAUAUCUAUUAUUAGAAAUAUUUGUUUCUAUAAAUAUUUGCUUUACCGUUGUGCAGUUUACUUUAUGUUCUCCUAACACCUGUUUCUCAUGAGUAGGCUUAGGUCUACAAAGACCAAUUUUACAUUUUUUUCCAGGCUGGACUACGGCAGUGGCCUCUUCCCAAAUGGACCAUUAGAGAUCUGGAACUGAUUCAACAUACUGCUGCUAGAAACCUAACCAGGACAAUGAGCACAAUACCCAACUCCUCAGACCCUUAUGCUAUUGUCCAGUUAGCUACAGGGCUGACAGUGUUAAUGCUCAUAAGUCACUAAAUGGCUUAGGACUUAAAUACAUUUCUGACAUGAUAAUAGAAUAGAGUCCCAGUAGGCUGCUUGGCUCAAUAUGGACUGGUCAGCUAGUAGUGCCCAGAACUGGAACAGAACAUUGUGGGGCAGCUGUCCUCUAUUAUACUACCAGCUAGAACCAAAUGCCAGAAGAUUUCACAGGUGUCCAAACUAGCAAAUUUUAAAUUCACUCUGAAAACAUUUGCCUUUGAUGAAUGUUCAAGGCUACGCACUGCACCCAUUUUUGUCUUUAUUUUAGAUAUUUUAGUUUAAUUUAUUUAUACUUGUGUGAAUUUAUUUUUGUUCACCACUUUGGGGAUUAAAUGUGCUGAACAAAUAAUCUUGCCCUGCCUAACUCUUCUGAGUUAGUGAUCUUGUCAGGCUUAUAUAUUAGUCCAAAGCUCUGCAGUGGUGUCUGCAAUGCCAGAGAGCUCUGAAGAUUUUUAGCAACAGAGUAUCGUUUUGCUCCAUUUAAACUAGCCUGCUUGUUAACUGGGGGAUAUUAUCUUAUUUCAGUCAUUUGUGCUGAAAUGUUGAGUAGCACAGUGGAAUUAAUUAAGUUUCUUGUAGAUCUAUAGGAGAUCUGUAUUAAAGAGUCUUUUGUAGGCCAUAUGCUUGGUAAUCUUAAAGGCACAUUUUUAGGCUUCUGACAGGCCAACACAUUACACAUUACUUUUUAAAUUUGUGAAUUCACUGGGUCUUUUCUGUCUUAUCUAAAAGUAUGUUUUAGAUUGUUUUUUCAGAUAUUUUAUAACAGGUACUGAAUAGUGAAACUGACUGUAGUGUAUUCUAAUAUUCUCUGGGCCACUCAUAAUAACUGUUCCUCACACUUUUAAAAAUGUUUUGGUAUGGCAUUCUAUACCCACCAAGGCUAAUAAACCAUCUUAAGUAGGCUUUUUAGAGGAAGGCCUGAAUUUUAGUCUACUUGGAAAUGGCUCUGUAGCUGUGACAUAAUGUGCAAAAUUAAGGUACAAUUUAAUAAAAUGAAUGGUUUACAACUGAUAGGUUUUAGGCCUCAUGAAAAUGAUCUGUACACACUUAAAACUGGACAAUUAAAUUUGUUUAAACAAGUUUGCAACAUGUACUUCAGUAAACAUUUAUGACCUAGUCUGCAUAGAUAAAUCAACGUCUGAAACACUGUAACUUCCUAUUUCUUGUAUGUGUGUACAGAGUGUUUGCUCUGUUUUUACCUCUGGUUUACCAACCAUAUGCUACUGUAUUUAGCCUUUGCCCUUAUUGACUUGUUCACCUUAUUGGAAUGCUUGUUCUGGUUUUCCUAAUUUCACUGUUUUCUCAACUAAGCCUUUGCUCUAACCUUAGGUAUUGGUUGCCUCCCUUUUUGUUGGAUUUCUCCUUUGUUAAUAAAGCCUUCUACUUUUA
Molecule: messenger RNA, 4431 nt
Organism: Electrophorus electricus (electric eel)
Lineage: Eukaryota; Metazoa; Chordata; Actinopteri; Gymnotiformes; Gymnotidae
Source: RefSeq, a predicted model, not a curated record